GGACGCCAGGUCAGGGGAAGUUGACGAGCCGGUUCUUCCCCAAAACUAACCAAAUUAACUGCCAUCGGCGCCCCCAACAACGAAACACAGAGAGGGAGGGAGGAAGAAAGCGAGUGCAGAGGAAGAAUACGGUUCCAAUUCUCCCUCUUUCUCUCUCUCCUCUUUCUCUCUCUAGAAUCUCCCCCGACAGAAGCUCAUUACACAGCGCCCAAAAAGCGAAAACCCUAAUUUCCAAUACCAACUCCACCAAUAGGAGAUGGCGUGUCCCCCUCCCUACAGAAUCUCCCCGCCCAAUCCCUUUAUAUGACCUCAGAUCUCUCUGAACUAGUCAUGAACAAUACGAAUUUAGGUUUUAGGGUUUGCGUUAUUCAUUACUAUUAUGCAUAUUAUUGAGUUUGAGAACGAUUUUAAUAUCCCUAGGGCUUCUUCAGUCAGGGUUCGUCGAUCGAGUAGUUUUGAUUUCUCUUUCUCUCCAUUGUUGCUCAUCAAUGGCCUCUCUCGGAAGAGUUUGUCCUAUAGCAAGCUACCUCAGCAGCCCCUUAAGCUUUCCGUUCUCAAACUGGACGGUUCUUGCUUCGAUGUUGAGGUUGCAAAGACAGCAACCAUUGCAGAGCUCAAGCAGGCAGUGGAGAGUGUCUUCAGUCACUUCCCGGAAAAGGGAUUGGGCAAGAUCUCAUGGCCACAUGUGUGGGGACAAUUUUGCUUAUGCUAUGAUGGUCAAAAGCUACUAACUGAGACUGAAUGUAUCAACAACUACGGGAUCAAGGAUGGUGAUCAGCUUCAUUUUGUCCGGCAUGUUUCAAUUACCUACACCCUAAUAAAAAGGGGAUCAAAUAAAGGGAUUGCAUCUAGGAAACAACAUAAGAUAAUAGAUGAAGGUGAAGAGGGAGAACAGAGUUCCGAGGAAGAUGUUUUUGAAGAUCUGGAAAACCCAAAGCCCCAACACUUUGAUGAGGAGAAUGAAGAUCUUGACAGCCAGCAUGAAAUGAUCAGACAGACUCAUUUAUUGAAAGGGUGGUUCUCAUACUCCAGAUUAUCCUCAAGAAGAAGGAAAUUAAAGGGCAGAUCCCAUUCCUCAAGAUUUGCUAGCAGUUUCCUGGUUGGUUUACAGAAGAUUAUACGAAUUUACAGUGGCAAGUGCUCUUGAAGGGAGAAACGGGACAAAAGAAAUUUAGAUCGCUAAAUGCCCAGUGGCAACUGGACAAACUGGUUAGUGAACUAGUGUUCCAAAACUAGCUACCGUUCACACCGGCCCCCAACACACCAAAGUCUGUGUACUUGUAAAGAUAGGAUUUUUUUGUAAAUUUCCAUUUUUAGGCUACUUCCCAUCUACUCGAUGCCUUGUGCCAUUUUGCAUUCCAUUCAACUUUAUAUAAACCAAUUGAAAAGAGGAAAGCAGAUUUCAUGUCCA
Malania oleifera is the source of this 1411-nucleotide messenger RNA. RefSeq lists its product as uncharacterized. Gene Ontology annotation, cellular component: U12-type spliceosomal complex. Gene Ontology annotation, molecular function: protein binding. Bases 380 to 1147 code for a protein of 255 amino acids. Lineage: Eukaryota; Viridiplantae; Streptophyta; Magnoliopsida; Santalales; Ximeniaceae. Gene Ontology annotation, biological process: mRNA splicing, via spliceosome. The transcript has 5 exons. The record is from RefSeq and is a predicted model, not a curated record.